Molecule: messenger RNA, 1898 nt
Organism: Polistes canadensis
Lineage: Eukaryota; Metazoa; Arthropoda; Insecta; Hymenoptera; Vespidae
Product: transmembrane protein 39A
Exons: 9
Coding region: 200-1564 (454 amino acids)
Cellular component (GO): membrane
Source: RefSeq, a predicted model, not a curated record
UUAGUCUUUGUGUUAAAUAUUCAAUGAUUAACGUAAAUAACAAAACAGACGACGUUAAACGAUAAAUUAAUAACGAACGUUGUUAGUUAUUUAAAAAGGAAAAAACUGAUGUUUUGGCAGAAUAUUUUAAUAAAUAAACAUUUAUUGGAAAAUACAUAAAAAUAAUAUAUAAAGUGUUUGAUAUGUGAGCUUUUUUAUUAUGCCUAGUGGACGACGUAAUGCUAGUGGUCGGAGUGCUCCGACUAGUAAAUCACAAUCUAAUCUUGCUUCAUCCACUGGAAGAAGUAAUAGUGGAGAUAGAGUACUUGGAAGUGGUGGAGAUGAAAAAAAAUUAGAUGAUAACUAUGGAAAGUUGUUGGCACCAAAACAUGUACCUAUUCCAAUGGUACCAGUAGAUGGACCAUUAACAUUUGAAACCUUGUCAUUAGUCGUGUCAGUUAUUGCAGCAUGUUUACAAUUAUUAAAUCUGUAUAGAACUGUCUGGUGGUUAUCUCAUUCAUAUAAUUCAUAUAGCAUGAAUUUUUAUCUCAUAGAUCCUUAUCUUCUCAUAUUUAUCAUUACUAUGGUAGCACGGAGAUUUGUAUAUACAUUAUUAAGACGAUUAGUUGAUUUUUCAUCCCCAACUCGUUGGUUUCACAUAGCUCAAAAAUUAAUGAGGAUAACUCUAUUAUUUAUAGUUCUGAGCAUAUUACUUUGGUGUUUAUAUCAUAUGGCAGAAAGAUACUAUUUUAUGAAACUUUUCUAUUUAUCUUAUCCCAGUAUAUUUGUGUAUUUUUUUACGUUUGGUAUGAGUAUAUCACCAUUCUUUGAUAUGUCAGCGGCACCUCGACACAUUAAAGAAGAUAAAAGAAUGAAAUAUUUAUUGGAUACUCCUUUACACAAUUGUUCAUUAAGUGCAUCAGCAAUCAGAGCCGAAGUUUCUACCUUUAGUUCAGAUUUUAAUCAUAGAUUAAAAAUAGCAUUAUAUGCGUCAUUUACUACCGCUUAUAUCUGCGGUAUCGCUCCUAUUAUAUUUGUACCACAAUCCUUACAUUUCAAUGUGCAAUGGGUAGUACAAUAUGUUGUGUUAUUUUGGCUUGGAAGAAUAAGUGCUCAUUUCGCGCAAGCUUAUCCAGUAAGGUAUUGCGAUGUAUUACAUAGAGCAGCCCUUCAUUUAGGGCGUUGGGUAAAAAUUGAGAAUCGUAAUAACACGAUAUAUGUGCAAGUAUGGAACGAGGGUAUUUUAUGGCCACACGGGUCGAUUGUAAAAUAUAAUAAAGAAACAUAUCGUUCGGAGGGUCUUUGCACUGCUGCAGAACCAGGAAAUCGAAGUCAUUAUAGGUUUCAUAUUGUAUUCAAUAAUCCCACAAUGCUUCUAUGUUUGUUGCUGGGUCUUCAACUCCUGCUUGUGGGUACACAAUUAUUUAUUUUAAUACGCACAACAGAAUGGUACCAAGUACUAUCAAUGACGUUAUUACUUGUGAUCAAUUAUUAUACAUUAUUUAAAGUAACAAGAGAUUAUCUUAUUUGCUGGAAAGUAUAUCGUGCUGAACAGAUCAUACAAGGAAAGUGCCAGAUGCAUUGAUCACGAUCCAUGAAAUAAAGUACUGUAGUACUUGAAAUUUGAAAUGGGGAAACUUUUAGGAAAGAAGUUAAGUGUCUCUUGAGACAAGAUAUGUUAGAUUGGCUAUCGGCAAUUGCUCUGAUAGACUUUUUUUUUAAUUCACUAAUCACUCAAUCACUUGUUUGCAGUAUACUUAAUGCAUCGUUGAUAUCAUGUACUAUAUAUACAUUUGGAAAAACCAUGGAAAUCCCACUUCUUAAGGUUACUUGUAUCUUUACCUAGUUCUUCAUAGUAAUUGAUAAGACUGUGCCUUUUAUUACAAAUACAAAUGAUAUAAGGAAUAUAAAUAAAUAUA